This is a messenger RNA of Vitis riparia (riverbank grape), 1428 nucleotides long. Its product is annotated as histone-lysine N-methyltransferase ATXR6. Bases 38 to 1102 code for a protein of 354 amino acids. The record is from RefSeq and is a predicted model, not a curated record. Gene Ontology annotation, molecular function: protein binding. The transcript has 6 exons. NCBI's taxonomy places the organism in Eukaryota, Viridiplantae, Streptophyta, Magnoliopsida, Vitales, Vitaceae.
AUCUCACACCUCUCUCUCUUUCUCUCUCCCUACAGCAAUGGCUUCUUCACAAACCAGAACCCUUCGUAGACGCCGAACCCAAGCUUCAAAACCCAUAUCUCAAUCUCCUGUGAAGUCCCUCUCAAAGUCCCAGAUCGACGACUACUACAGCGAUGCCGUCUGCGAAGAAUGCGGCUCUGGUGACGCCGCCGACGAGCUGCUCCUGUGUGACAAGUGCGAUCGGGGGUUUCAUCUAUUUUGCCUUAGACCCAUCAUCGUUUCUGUGCCCAAAGGGCCAUGGUUCUGCCCUUCGUGCUCCAGUCAGAAGAAGCUCAAGUAUUUUCCUCUGGUCCAAACCAAAAUUGUUGAUUUCUUUCGGAUUCAGAGGUCAACAGAAUCAACACAAAAGCUUAAUUAUGAUAGCCAAAAGAGACGUAAAAGAAGCAGCAGCUUAGUUGUGUCAAAGAAGAAGAGGAAGCUGCUGCCCUUCAAUCCAACUGAAGACCCUUUGAGGAGAAUGGAACAAAUGGCAUCACUGGCAACAGCAUUAACAGCUACCAGGACAGAGUUCAGCAAUGAGCUCACUUACAUCCCUGGUAUGGCUCCUAAGUCUGCAAAUCGAGCAGUUCUUGAGCAUGGAGGAAUGCAGGUUUUAUCUAAAGAAGACACUGAAACCUUAAAUUUAUGCAAAAGCAUGAUGGGAAGAGGAGAAUGGCCACCUCUUAUGGUUGUUUUUGAUCCUAAAGAAGGGUUCACAGUUGAGGCAGAUAGAUUCAUAAAAGAUCUAACAAUAAUAACAGAGUAUGUUGGAGAUGUUGAUUACUUGAAGAACAGAGAAAACGAUGAAGGGGAUAGCAUGAUGACCCUCAUUUCUGCCAAUGAGCCUUUAAGAAGCCUUGUCAUCUGUCCUGACAAGCGUGGUAACAUUGCCCGUUUCAUCAAUGGAAUCAACAAUCACACGCCGGAUGGUAAGAAGAAGCAGAAUGUCAAGUGUGUGAGGUUUGAAGUCAACGGCGAGUGUCGGGUUUUACUGAUAGCAAGCAGAGACAUACCAAAGGGAGAAAGAUUGUAUUAUGACUACAAUGGAUAUGAGAAUGAAUACCCAACUCAACACUUUGUCUAAUCCUCCCUUGACUGAUAUCCACAGCUAAGUUAACCCAGAGUAACUGUGAACAAACAGGCUGCAUAGACACUCAUUCUUUUGAUGGAUUUCACCACACUCAGUGCCUUUCAUUUGUCCAUUGAUCUUAAAGUUCAUGAAACCUCAACUGUACAAGAACUCCAACUCCUUUUACCAAGAAAUUUAAUCCUAUUUAUUGUAUUGGAGUGGAUUCUUUUGUAAUGGAAUGGAUCAGAAAUGUUCAUGAUUUUCCAAUGCUCAUCUUUUUAAAAGAUAAGCUUUCCUUUAAAUCUCUUGAUUAUGAUAGUUUGAAGCAGAAGAUUGAAUCA